AUGGCUGGAGUUGGAGUUGGAGUUGCAGAAGGAGAAGCUGUUACCCUGCAGGAGCUGAAGAAGAAAAUGGCUGAGUUUUCAAGGGAGAGAGACUGGGAACAUUUUCAUAGCCCUAGAAAUCUGCUUUUGGCUCUGGUGGGAGCAGUGGGAGAGCUAUCAGAGAUAUUUCAGUGGAAAAGAGAGGUUCCAAGAGGACUGCCAUACUGGAAAGAGGAAGAGAAGCAACACCUGGGGGAAGAGCUCUCAGAUGUGUUGCUCUACCUGGUUAGGCUCUCUGACGUUUGUGGCAUUGAUCUUGGUAAAGCCGCACCACGAAAACUGGAGCUCAAUGCCAUCAAAUACCAAGUCUAG
Molecule: messenger RNA, 351 nt
Organism: Malus domestica (apple)
Lineage: Eukaryota; Viridiplantae; Streptophyta; Magnoliopsida; Rosales; Rosaceae
Biological process (GO): nucleoside triphosphate catabolic process
Molecular function (GO): nucleoside triphosphate diphosphatase activity
Source: RefSeq, a predicted model, not a curated record